AGACUCCGCCGCUCGGUCCAGUUUGCCUUCCGCUCUCGUUUGGCAUAGUGUCGCGGCGACCAGGCGUCGUCAUCGCGUUUACACGCUCCUCCACGGCACCCGUAACGCGUGACCUCACUUCCUGUCUCCCAACGGCAAACAAGAUCAAAUGGAUAAUUCGCCUACCACCGACACAGUACGAAGACAAUCUCGCGCUGGUGGAUAAUCGUGUGAAAGAAAGUUGCAGCCGUUGGCUGGUGAUAGUUCUCGAACUGUUCAGCAAGAAAGUUUCCAGCAAGAGGAGUAAUUCUCGACGGAGGAUCGCCGAGUACUUGGGGUACCGUGGUUCUGGGACAACGAGAUCCAGAAAGCGGUGUGAGUCCCUACGGCAGAAGAGAGGCGCAGGCUCCCACGGGGGGGCGCACGGGGAGGCGGUGUGGCGGACCGGAACCGGAAAUGGCUGCGAGGUGGCUCCUGCUGGCGCUCCUCGCCGCCCACGCCGCGGCUCUUCCUGAUAUCAUUAGGAUAGGUGGGCUGUUUCAUCCGUCGGACGACAAACAGGAAGUGGCCUUUCGUUAUGCCGUGGAAAAGAUCAACGCCAACCGAGACAUCCUUCCCAAGUCUCGUCUCAGCGCCCAGAUUGAGCAAAUAAAGCCGCAGGAUAGUUUUCACGCCUCCAAGCGUGUGUGCCAUUUGCUGCGGAGCGGAGUUGCGGCGAUUUUUGGGCCUCAAAGCGCGCACACUGCCUCCCAUGUUCAAAGCAUCUGCGAUACCAUGGAAAUUCCACAUUUGGAGACACGAUGGGACUACAGACUCAGACGACAGAGCUGCCUCGUCAACCUUUAUCCACAUCCUACCACCCUUUCCAAGGCGUACGUUGAUUUGGUAAAAGCCUGGGGCUGGAAGAGUUUCACCAUCAUCUACGAGAACAACGAAGGCUUGGUACGAUUGCAAGAGCUCCUGAAGGCACACGGACCCAGUGAAUUUCCUAUUACGGUCAGACAACUCAACGAGGGCUCGGAAUAUCGGCCGUUGCUGAAGCAGAUAAAGAACUCGGCCGAGUCGCACAUUGUACUGGAUUGCUCCACCGAGAGGAUUUACGACGUGUUGAAGCAAGCGCAGCAAAUAGGGAUGAUGAGCGAUUAUCACAGUUACCUCAUCACCUCUCUGGACCUGCACAGCGUCGAUUUGGAGGAAUUCAAGCACGGCGGGACCAAUAUCACUGCCUUUCGAUUAGUGGACCCGGAGAAGCCGGAAAUUCAAAAGGUCGUGCAAGAUUGGAUCUACGGCGAGAAACGUUAUAACCGGGAGCUCGAUAUGGGACAAAGCUCCAACAAGAACAACCUCACCUGCAUAAAGACUGAAACCUCGCUGAUGUACGAUGCUGUGCACCUGUUCGCGAAAGCUCUCCACGAUUUAGACACGUCCCAGCAGAUCGACAUCAAACCGCUGUCCUGCGAAUCCACCGACACCUGGCCGCACGGAUAUUCCCUCAUAAACUACAUGAAAAUCGUGGAAAUGACUGGUCUGACUGGAAUUAUAAAGUUCGAUCAUCAGGGAUUUCGUUCGGAUUUCAUUCUGGAUAUCAUCGAACUCAAUAACAAGGAGGGUUUGAAGAAGAUAGGAACGUGGAACAGCACGAAAGGUAUAAAUUUUACGAGAAGCUACAAAGAGGAGUAUACUCAGAUCGUUGAGAAUCUUCAAAACAAGACAUUCAUCGUGACGACCAUAUUGAGCGCACCAUACUGCAUGAGGAAGGAUUCGAGCGAGAAGCUCACCGGAAACGCACAGUUCGAGGGUUACAGCAUCGAUUUGAUUUACGAGAUAUCGAGAAUACUAGGAUUCAAUUAUACGUUCCGUCUGGUGCCAGAUGGACGAUACGGUUCCUACAACAAGCAGACGAAAGAGUGGGAUGGUAUGAUGAAAGAACUGCUCGAUCAGAAGGCUGAUUUAGCGAUCGCUGAUCUAACUAUCACGUACGAUCGGGAACAAGCGGUCGACUUCACAAUGCCGUUCAUGAACCUAGGUAUCAGCAUACUGUACCGUAAGCCUAUAAAGCAACCACCGAAUCUGUUCUCGUUCCUCAGCCCUCUGAGCCUGGACGUUUGGAUUUAUAUGGUGACAGCUUAUCUGGGUGUCUCGGUGCUGCUCUUCAUACUCGCCAGGUUCAGCCCCUACGAGUGGGAGAAUCCCCAUCCGUGCAACGGACAGUCCGAGGUCCUCGAGAACGAGUUCACCCUGAUGAACUCGCUCUGGUUCACCAUAGGCUCGCUCAUGCAGCAAGGCUCUGAUAUAGCGCCGAAGGCUGUGUCGACUCGCAUAGUGGCGGGUAUGUGGUGGUUCUUCACUUUGAUCAUGAUUUCUUCGUACACUGCCAACUUGGCCGCGUUCCUUACCGUCGAGAGGAUGGAUUCACCGAUCGAGAGCGCGGAGGAUCUUGCAAAGCAGACGAAAAUCAAAUACGGGGCUCUCAAAGGAGGAAGUACCGCGGCCUUUUUCCGAGAUUCCAAUUUCUCGACGUACCAGCGCAUGUGGUCCUUCAUGGAUUCGGCAAAGCCGACGGUAUUUACAACGAGCAACGUCGAGGGUGUGGAACGGGUGAUCAAGGGUAAAGGCAGUUACGCGUUCCUAAUGGAAUCCACUUCUAUCGAAUACGUAAUCGAGAGGAACUGCGAUCUGACUCAAGUUGGCGGUCUGUUGGAUUCGAAGGGUUAUGGCAUAGCCAUGCCACCAAAUUCGCCGUACAGAACCGCCAUAAGCGGGGCCAUCCUGAAGCUGCAGGAAGAGGGGAAGCUGCACUUGCUGAAGACACGCUGGUGGAAAGAGAAACGAGGCGGAGGAUCUUGCAGGGACGACACGUCGAAGAGCAGUUCGACAGCGAACGAGCUGGGCUUGGCAAACGUCGGCGGUGUGUUCGUGGUUCUGAUGGGCGGGAUGGGGAUCGCUUGUGUGAUAGCGGUAUGCGAGUUCGUCUGGAAAAGCCGGAAGGUCGCCAUUGAGGAACGGAAAUCCGUGUGCUCGGAGAUGGCGAGCGAGCUGCGUUACGCGUUGGAUUGCGGGAACGGGACGAAAAAGCCGGUGAAGAAGACACUGUGUCAACGCGAGAGGCAGCAAUCGAAUCUGUCGAUCGUGUCCGAGGAGGGCAGAUAUCCAGAGUGCAACAAGUACAGACACUUCGUGGGGAAAGCGCCUCUGACUUGAAGCUCGCAAGCGGAUCGUUGAACACCAUGGACGUAUGGUGAACACGUUUAAUCUAACCGAUUCAAUGAACUAUAAGCGAUUAGCCGCGAAUCGAACUUUCUAGGCGAACGAAACUCGAGCCCUCCUUCAACUUGCUACUGCUGUUCCCUUUUUCUGUGUCUCUGGGUGUGUAUACGUCUGUUAUUAUUUUUUUAUCUUCUUCCAUUUUUUUUUUUUUUUUUUUUUCUUCACAAGUGACACGAGCAAGGUAGUUCUUCGACUAGCACUUUGUAGGGUCUACAGUCGUUUAGCCGUUAAUUGGAGCUCGUUGGAAUUUAUUGUACCGUGCGGGAGACAACGGCGCGCGCUGUUUGAGCGAAAAGAUUAACGAGCGACCUCGAGAUCCUUUGUCUUUCGUUGAGGUACUCGUGCCGGAAGAGCGUGUCUUUUAUGGAAAGGGAAGAUCGUGAACUGUCUAUGGCUGUAGCUUCUGCGGUUGAUAUAAAAUGUCGAAAGGCAGCUCCAAGUAAGAGGGUCGAAAACUGUUAACCCUUCGCUGUUCAACUUUCUAAGUGGUGGUUCUAUGUAGAGGACGUUGCAACAAGUCUGGUGUCAAGUAACUUUUUUUUUAAUAUUAAAUUCAUUCUUCAUGUUCAUUUAGUGAAAAUAGGAUUGUUUAAAAAUUGAUUUGGAAUUGCCAAGAGUUAAAAUUUACGAAUAUUAUAAUGAUUCCAUUUUAUUCGUUUGAAACUUUUCCAAUUUCAAUUGAUUAAAACUUUUCAUUAACUCUAUUUUCAUUUUUGAUUAACUUUAUCAAACUGUUUCGCAGGUUUGAAUACACUAAAAUUGAAUGGAGUGGUACUAUAUCGGGGUUGCAGAUUAUUCAGAGUGUCACACACAGGUGUAUCUAAUAAUUAUUUUAUUCAAUCUGGUAUUAACGAUGAAUUUACCAUUCGUUCUAACAUUAAUUUAAAACACCCGAGCUCGACACUGAACGUUCCUUUCUCUCUUCAAAUUAUAAAUGAUAUUUAUUUAUUUCAUCCCCCUUUUAUCAAACGCUGAUACUUUAAUUAUUCAAUUCAAUUUCGUACACAUUUUAUUAAUUUGUUUAAAAUAAACGUCGAUAUCUCCCGUACGAUAUUCGUGGCAAAUACGAGACAAUUAUUUCGACUAAUGGAAGCGAUCGUAAAGGAAAAAUGAAUUUUGUGAAACGCUAUUCGAACAGUGAAGAAAAAUUUUAUUGAGGAAACGAAUCGAAAGGAUCUCUAACAUCGACCAUAUUGUUCAUUUCUAAAGAAAGUACACUAAUGUUGUUCAAUAAAUUGAAAUGCCGUCUGUUCGAUGGCGUUCAGGUACACCCCCUUAGUGUAAAUAUACAUUAUCGUUAAGAAUACGAAUUAAACGAUCGCGUCUGUGCAUUGUAAUAUAGUACGUUUACGGGAGGGCCAUUUAAUCGCGAGAGUUCGUUCAUCUGAUUAGCUAAAAUACAUUUUAAUUUAAGAUAAUGUGUCCAAUGCGAAUGAGCAUCGCAGAAACGUGUUCAUUUUGAACGUCUCAUCGACGUUACAUCGAAAGUGUAGAUAGAACAAGCAAUUUUAUGCUUUCAUUUCGUUCUAAUUCUUUUCAUUAUAAACAUUCAAAGCUUCCAGCUCUGCCGUUGUAAAGUAUAGAAUUUUAUUAAUCUAUCUACAUUCAAUUCCAGAUUCUUUUCGCUUCGAUGCUGCCUGUAAUUCUUCGAACGAGAAAAUGAAUUCCAGUUUCAUAUAUUAAAAUUCAUGAAUAGAGAUGGUGGAAAUAAUAUGCAAUACCCAUUUUGAUUUUUAAUCUACGAAAUUUCAGAAAUAUUUUUAAAUUAAAAUUAUUUUUCCUGAUUUUUUAAAAAAUCACUGUUGGAUGGAAUCAUACACAGUACUAAUAAUACUGAUUAAUUGUGCAAAUAUUUUAAUAUAAAUGAAAAUCAUAGUCACCAAUAUUAUCACCACCAUCUCUACUUUCUUUUCGAAAAUUUCUUCUCAAUUAGUUUUCAAAACAAAUUUCAUUAACUCGAUGCAACAUAUCGAUUCUGCUUUCCUAGUUUCCCAACGUUCGAAGGAAUAAACUAAUUAAUAGGAUCAAUAAGGAGACUGUUUACAGGUGUUACGUUGCUGUUUGCGAAUACCACGAGCAGUAUUAAUUUCCGUCUUCCUUCUCCGAAGGGGGUAAACGCGUGCAAGUAUCGCUCGUCUUAGUCGACGGAACGAUCGAUUUCCUGAUGCAGAUUGAUCGUCGCGAUGAAAUUAUCGUCGAGAUUCGGGGUGUUCCACAUUCCGAUAUGAUUCCGUGACUGGCGUACACGAUUUCUCAGGACACCGUGUAUACUAGUGGUUCAAAUCGUUGUUCGUUCUGCCAGUUUUUUUACUCUCGACUCGAUCACCUGCCAAAUGUGAAUGCGUGAAUUUGUGGAUGCGUGGGCGCGUGUCUGUGUGUGUGUACAGUGAAUCAAAAUCGUAAACGUACAAACGCGAAAAAGACCCGUAUAAAUGACACACCGCGUAUCAGUCGCAAUUUGUAAAUAAAUUUGUCUGUAACGCGUACACUGCGUUCACGUCUAAACGAGUUUGUUAAGAGCCUAUUGAUUAUACUUCUUACGUAAAGUGUACUACCGAGCAUCAUAUUAUACGUGAAAUAAACUCAUCGUCUGUAAAUUCUCUAUAAA
This is a messenger RNA of Osmia bicornis bicornis, 5854 nucleotides long. RefSeq names its product glutamate receptor ionotropic, kainate 2 (gene KaiR1D). Gene Ontology annotation, molecular function: glutamate-gated receptor activity; transmitter-gated monoatomic ion channel activity involved in regulation of postsynaptic membrane potential. Lineage: Eukaryota; Metazoa; Arthropoda; Insecta; Hymenoptera; Megachilidae. The record is from RefSeq and is a predicted model, not a curated record. Gene Ontology annotation, biological process: monoatomic ion transport; modulation of chemical synaptic transmission; synaptic transmission, glutamatergic. Gene Ontology annotation, cellular component: postsynaptic membrane; plasma membrane. Bases 436 to 3180 code for a protein of 914 amino acids. The transcript is spliced from 18 exons.